AUGAGUGAGAAGGCAUGGAUAGAAAGAGAGAUUCUCAACAGGCUCGACGUGGUGAAGUUGAAGGACGCCCAGACAACGUGCAUGCUCCUCUAUGGCUUAGCCAAGCUGGAUAUGGCAGUGGAGGCGGCUAGGGUGUGUCGACAGGUCAACGAAAGGAUACUGCGGGGACUAGGCGUGCAAGGUCUGAGCAACCUGGUAUAUGGCAUGGCCUCCGUUUGGCACACGUGCGGGCUGAGUCAAGAGGAGCAGGAUGCAGUAGCCAGCGUGCUCACAAUGGGAAUCGAUAGGCUCUCCAUUGUUGGCAGUGAGGAUGAUCAGCAACGAUCCUCAAUAGAGAUAGCUGGUCAGCUCCGUGUCGUCGUCCAGCUGUCUAUGGCCUCACUCGCCGAGUCGAUCAGCAUGGAAUUGCUACUGUGGAUCGGUAGGAAGUAG
Messenger RNA from Perkinsus marinus ATCC 50983, 432 nucleotides. RefSeq lists its product as hypothetical. The record is from RefSeq and is a predicted model, not a curated record. Bases 1 to 432 code for a protein of 143 amino acids. The transcript has a single exon. Lineage: Eukaryota; Perkinsozoa; Perkinsida; Perkinsidae.